Molecule: messenger RNA, 558 nt
Organism: Aricia agestis (brown argus)
Lineage: Eukaryota; Metazoa; Arthropoda; Insecta; Lepidoptera; Lycaenidae
Product: transmembrane protein 14C
Exons: 5
Coding region: 20-355 (111 amino acids)
Biological process (GO): regulation of heme biosynthetic process
Cellular component (GO): mitochondrial membrane
Source: RefSeq, a predicted model, not a curated record
UAAAAUAACAUAAAACAUCAUGGGUCUCGAUAUUAUUGGAUUUGCUUAUGCUGCUACAGUAGCUGCAGGGGGCAUAAUGGGUUAUGCUAAAGCAGGAUCCAUCCCUUCACUUGGAGCAGGCCUCAUAUUUGGCUCAAUUCUAGGUGUUGGUGCAUAUCAAAUUAGCCAGGACCCGUCCAACUACACCCUUACACUUGGAACCACUACCACUCUGGGUGGGCUUAUGGGAUACAGAUACUACAAUAGCAGAAAGUUUAUGCCCGCUGGUCUAAUGUUUGUGAUGUCUGUUGGAAUGCUUGUCAAACUGUUAGCUAAGAACGUAGCAGCAUCACCAGUUCCAGUAAAAUCCAAUUAGAUUUUAUAAAAGGUAAAUUCUGUCUUUUUGAGAGGACUAUAUGUACAUUAAGUAGCAUUUCUAUAAACUCCUUGAUAAGGAAUUACGUUUACGAUGUAUAUUUUUUGUGAAUGGUUUAAUUGUUCAUUAUUUUAUUGAAUGAAUUGGGUUCGGUGUAUAUUUUAUAUGGAAAAGUGGGUAGUUAAUAAAACAUCACAAACAUA